AAGAAAGAGAAGGGGAGCAGGGGAACCAAUUCGGUUCAAAAUGUUGGUUGAACCAGUUAGAAUCAGAUAAGUUAACGAACCUGGUUCGGUCUGUAUUGUUUGGCUCAAUUCAAUAACUGAACCGGUUUUAGGGUUUAUUUUUUUUAAUCUGAAUCCCAAAUCUUUUCUUCUUCUUCAUCACGAGGAAAAAGGGUCGGCUGGUUGUUAGAUGCAGCCUCUUGAGCCGUCGGUCUCGCAUCUUCCGGGACUGCUUCUGCCAUGCGAGCCAAGCUUUCUUUGGUCCAGUUGGCGGAUCUGCCACGGAGCAGAUCCAGGAUUAUGCUGAACUAUCGUUGCGAUUCUUCCAUGAACGGGAUGGAUGCAUUGCAAUGCAUGGAUAUGAGUAAACUGCAUAUCUUGGAUGAAUGUCAUGAGACUUGAAUAAUAAUCCUCUUGUCAGGUAAGAGACUUCCAUAUAGCGAAAAGGGAGGAAGAUAUUGGAUAUUAUGCUGGUUAUAUAGGCAUAUGCUUUAGAAAUCUGCCGUAAAGAAUAUCAAGCUUUGGGAAUGUCAGUUAUUAGCACAUCAUGGGGCAUUGGAUUAGUCAUUGGCCCAGCUAUUGGAGGUUUUCUUGCGCAGGCUGCAGAGAAAUAUCCUACUAUAUUUUCUAAAGGAUCUCUUUUUGGGAGGUUUCCGUACUUCUUACCUUGUCUUUUGAUAUCAAUCUUUUCUGCGGGUGUACUUGUCAUCUGUUGUUUGCUUCCGGAAACUUUGCACAAUCAUCAAGAAUAUGACAAAGAAUGUGUUGACUCAGUUGAUGCACCAGAGGGCACUGCCAAUGAGUUUGAUUUGACUGAGAAGGUGCAAUUAACUGGAAGAUGUCCAACUUCUAAGCAAAGUCUUCUGAAAAAUUGGCCAUUGAUGUCAUCUAUUAUUGUGUAUUGUGUUUUCCAACUUCAUGAUAUGGCAUAUGCAGAGAUUUUCUCAUUAUGGGCAGUCAGUCCGAAGAAGAAUGGAGGAUUGAGCUAUUCGACUGCAGAUGUUGGUGAAGCUCUUGCUAUUUCCGGUUUUGGACUGCUGCUCUUUCAGUUGUUUCUAUACCCGCUUGUGGAGAAGAAUUUAGGGCCUGUUGUAAUAUCUCGCAUCGGGGCACUGGUAACCAUGCCGCUGCUAUCCAGUUACCCAUUCAUAGCUACAUUAACAGGCCUCAGCCUCGUGCUGCUAGUUGACUCUGUAUCUGUACUGAAGAAUGUGCUGGCAGUAUCGAUCACUACGGGGUUGUUUCUUCUCCAGAACAGAGCUGUGACACAAGAGCAAAGAGGAGCUGCAAACGGAAUUUCCAUGUCCGCUAUGUCCCUUUUCAAAGCUAUUGGUCCUGCUGCAGGAGGCUCUCUCUUUUCUUGGGCACAAAAGCGUCAAAAUGCUUCAUUUCUUCCAGGGGAUGAAAUGAUAUUCGUCAUCCUGAAUGGGAUCGAGGUUGUUGGAUUGGUGAUGACAUUUAAACCAUUUCUAGCUCUACCAGAUGAUGGUGAAUCAUAGCUCAAACUUCAGACAGAUGCAUGCAACAUCCACUUCAUCUUCAAUUUUACUAUAGACAUUAACUAUUAAACUGAUCUUUUCUUUUUUCCAGUUAAAUUUAUUAAAAGAAUAGGUAGUACUUUUUCUAAAUGAAUUUUCUAAUAUAGCAGAAGGAAAAUAACUUGUUACAGCGGGAAUGAUAGAUGUUACACAAUCAGAUUUUGUGAAGAAUUUGCAACUGAAUUUAAGUGAAAAACAGGUGAAGAUCAAGAAAGAUUAUGAUGAAAUUUGUAAAGAAGAAGAAGAGUGCUCGGGAAGCAAAAGAGAGAGUGAGGAGGAGGAGAGAACUCAGAAGUUUUGUAAAAUGUAGAAAAUGAUAAUGGCAAGUAAAGGGUGUUUACAGAAGGAGACUAAUUACACUACAUUUUUAGUUAAUUAUAUCGAACACCAACUAUUUAU
This is a messenger RNA of Carica papaya (papaya), 1955 nucleotides long. NCBI's taxonomy places the organism in Eukaryota, Viridiplantae, Streptophyta, Magnoliopsida, Brassicales, Caricaceae. The record is from RefSeq and is a predicted model, not a curated record.